This is a messenger RNA of Felis catus (domestic cat), 1505 nucleotides long. It is a transcript of the gene TECR, whose product is annotated as trans-2,3-enoyl-CoA reductase. Gene Ontology annotation, biological process: very long-chain fatty acid biosynthetic process. The record is from RefSeq and is a predicted model, not a curated record. Gene Ontology annotation, molecular function: oxidoreductase activity, acting on the CH-CH group of donors. Bases 16 to 1377 code for a protein of 453 amino acids. NCBI's taxonomy places the organism in Eukaryota, Metazoa, Chordata, Mammalia, Carnivora, Felidae. The transcript is spliced from 13 exons.
ACGCCCCUGGGGUGUAUGGGGCUCCUCCAGCGUCUCCUGGCCCCCAUCCCAGAGCCCAGGGACAUUGGCAUUCAGACCCUGGCUCUUGUUGUCUGGCCAGCGGGGGCAGGAGGUGGGAACUGGCUGGUUGAGGGCCUGGGAGUGGGUGGUCAGCGUCUCCCCGCCCUUGCCAGCCUUGGUGACGUUCUGCCCCCAUGGUGGCACGUCGGGGAGGCUGGUGCAAGCGCGCUGGGCACCUCAGAGAAAUGGGGUCACGAGCUGAGGCCACUGGGGAAGGAGGUAUUUCUGGCGGAGCAGGUGCGGCCUGUGCUGGCCUCCUGGCAGCUGAGCCCAAGGUCUUUUCAGCCACCCUGGCGCGAGCGGUGUGACUUCGAUAUUUCUGGAAAGUGGAAGGGAAAGGGAGCUGCAAGUGCUGAGUCGCCGAGUCCAGGCGAACGUGCCCGAGCCUCUGCAUCUGUGAAGCGGGUGGAGAUUCUGGACGCGAAGACGCGAGAGAAGCUGUGCUUCCUGGACAAGGUGGAGCCCCAUGCCACCAUUGCCGAGAUCAAGAACCUCUUCACCAAGACCCAUCCACAGUGGUACCCUGCCCGCCAGUCCCUCCGCCUGGACCCCAAGGGCAAGUCCCUGAAGGAUGAGGACGUCCUGCAGAAGCUGCCUGUGGGCACCACGGCCACACUCUACUUCCGGGACCUGGGGGCCCAGAUCAGCUGGGUGACGGUCUUCCUGACCGAGUAUGCGGGGCCCCUUUUCAUCUACCUGCUCUUCUACUUCCGGGUGCCCUUCAUCUACGGCCACAAGUAUGACUUCACGUCCAGCCGGCACACGGUGGUGCACCUCGCCUGCAUCUGCCACUCAUUCCACUACAUCAAGCGUCUGCUGGAGACGCUCUUCGUGCACCGCUUCUCCCACGGCACCAUGCCCCUGCGCAACAUCUUCAAGAACUGCACCUACUACUGGGGCUUCGCCGCUUGGAUGGCCUAUUACAUUAACCACCCUCUCUACACACCCCCCACCUAUGGAGCUCAGCAGGUGAAACUGGCCCUCGCCAUCUUCGUGAUCUGCCAGCUUGGCAACUUUUCCAUCCACAUGGCCCUGCGGGACCUGCGGCCAGCUGGGUCCAAGACCAGGAAGAUCCCAUACCCCACCAAGAACCCCUUCACCUGGCUCUUCCUGCUGGUGUCCUGCCCCAACUAUACGUACGAGGUGGGAUCCUGGAUUGGCUUUGCCAUCAUGACACAGUGUCUCCCAGUGGCCCUCUUCUCCCUGGUGGGCUUCACUCAGAUGACCAUCUGGGCCAAGGGCAAGCACCGCAGCUACCUGAAGGAGUUCCGGGACUACCCGCCUCUGCGCAUGCCCAUCAUCCCCUUCCUGCUCUGAGCCGCUGCCGGCUCCCAGGCUCCACCAAGCCAGGCUCUUCCUCUGUCCCAGCAGCAUUCCGGGGGAGGAGGGGGGGCCACCACUGUCCGGCGCUUGGAAUAAAACCUGCCUGCCCCUGCCAGACUUGG